Colletotrichum aenigma is the source of this 696-nucleotide messenger RNA. RefSeq names its product Respiratory supercomplex factor 2-like protein. Gene Ontology annotation, biological process: mitochondrial respiratory chain complex IV assembly. Bases 1 to 696 code for a protein of 231 amino acids. Gene Ontology annotation, cellular component: mitochondrial inner membrane. Lineage: Eukaryota; Fungi; Ascomycota; Sordariomycetes; Glomerellales; Glomerellaceae. The transcript is spliced from 2 exons. The record is from RefSeq and is a predicted model, not a curated record.
AUGAAGGUCCUCAGCAAGGAAGAGGAGGAAGCCCACUACAAGGUCGUCGUCAAGGGCGGCCUCAUUGGCGGUUCCCUCGGUCUGGGUGUCGGUCUCGCGGGUGUCAUGAUCGCCUCGAGGCGCUACCAGUCCUUCCGCUCGUUGACCCUUCCCUUCCGUUCCUUCCUUGUCACGUCGUCGGCGACCUUUGGAGCCAUUGUCAACGCCGACCGCGCAUCCAUCCGCUUCGGCCACGAGAAGGACCCCAUGUUCGGUUACCAGGACGCGACGGCGCGGGCUGUCGCCGAGGCCAGAGCCAACGAGACGUCGAUGCAGAAGUUCACCGCGUGGGGCCGCGAGAACAGAUACUCCAUCGUCUUCACCUCGUGGCUCGCCUCCAUGGGUGUCGCCCUCGCCCUCGUCAACCGUAACAAGUACCUGACCGGCGCUCAGAAGCUCGUCCAGGCUCGUGUCUACGCCCAGGCUCUGGCCCUCGUGAUGCUCGUCGUCACCGCCGCCUUUGAGAUGAACGACGUCAAGACCGGCUCCGGCCGCUGGGAGACGGUCAUGAUCAUCGACCCCGAGGACCCGGAGCACAAGCACCUGAUCGAGAAGAAGAUCCACAAGGAGGAGUACGAGGGUCAGGACCUGUGGAAGGACAUGGUCGCUGCCGAGGAGCGUCGUAUCGCUGCCCGCAAGGCUGCGGAGCAGAAGUAA